AUGUCAGGCUUUGAGAUUGUGGGUGUUGUUCUGGGGUCCAUUCCCCUCCUCAUCUCGGGGCUUGAACACUACCGAGAUGGUGUAGAAACCAUUGCGAGCAUGGUUCAGUACGUCGAGGUUAUGAAAGAUAUUCUGGUGUCAGUCUCGACAACACUCUCUAUUUACCGCCAGUCGUGCGAAGUUCUAUUACAGGGACUCUUUCUUCCUGAAAACACCCUUGAUGAACUCCUGAAUGACCCAAGCUCCACUGCAUGGGCAGACGAAGGGCUUGCUAAACAGCUCAGAAAGCAGUUUGGGCCACAUGAGGAGUAUCAAGUCUAUAGGAAGGCCGUGGUGAGGCUGAACAAGCGGAUCGAAAAGUUGAAAAGCAAGUUAGACCUGGAUGAAGACUUCAAGCCUACCUGGGUCAAAGAUAAUACAGUUGAUGCUAAUCUGCUCGAUAAAUUCUUCAACACUGGGCGCGAACUCCGUCGCAGGAUGAAAAUUGGUUUCAACGGCGACAAAUAUAUGGAACUGGCCGGUGCUAUCGAGAGUGAUGUGAGUCGCAUCAGUACGCUAAUUGGAGGCGCACGAACUCUGGAACCCAUGCGAGCAGAUCGAGACUCCAAGGCAGCAGCAAAGCAUUGGUUAAGAGUUGGGAAUGGAACUUCGACUUCUGCUGUUCCAUGGCAAUGGAAACUGUUGGAGAUUGAGCCAAAGAUGGCCCCUACACCGCCUUUGGUAGUCACAAAACCAGACCCUGCAGCUCUGCCAAGUAUAUCCGUUCGUCAAAAGUCGAAGAUGCCUAUCAUCAGCGUACAGCCACCUCGAAACACGAUGCACAUACCUCAAACCUCAACAAAGCUAGCUACGACCCCAAUCAUAGACCUUUGUGACACUUUGGCACAAGCCGCAGAUUCAUACACGUGUCUAGGUUUCAUCCCUGAUGAUACCUGGGAGCACUUCUUGCAUCUUGUUAAUCCUCGAGAGGAGUUAAAGGGCAGGGAUGGAUUCAGUUCAUUGGAAGAUAUCCUGUGCAACUCGGACCCAAUGGGAACAAAGACAAAGUUCAGGAUUGCUGCCUCAUUGGCUUCAGCUGUCUUGCAGUUUCAUGCCACGGCUUGGCUAAACGAUACAUGGGACUCGACAGAGAUAUACUUCUUGAAACGUUGUGAUAGAACCAUUCAAACAGAUCGCCCUUACAUUUCCAAGCGCUUCACUCAGGAAGACCCUAAAACAUCCCCCGCACGGCGUCGAGACCCAUCCGUCUCCAACGAGAUCACCUUCUCGCUUGGCGUUGCACUAAUCGAACUAUCAUUUUGCAAACGUUUACUCGACUUUCAAGAGCCCGGCGACUUGGAUGAACAUGGAAACGUGGACGUCUUGACAAAACUUGAGAUUGCUAAGCGGCUAGUGGGAAAGCUUGAAAGUCGAGAUGGGGGCAAAUAUGCAGAUGUUGUGGAUCGAUGUAUCCGAUGCAGAUUCGAUACUAGAUCAACAAGCCUGGAUGAUCCGGCUUUCUUGUCUCUCUUCUAUCAGGGGGUUAUCAAACCACUGGAAGAAAUUUACAACAGUAUCUAG
Fusarium coffeatum is the source of this 1560-nucleotide messenger RNA. RefSeq lists its product as uncharacterized. The transcript has 5 exons. The record is from RefSeq and is a predicted model, not a curated record. Bases 1 to 1560 code for a protein of 519 amino acids. NCBI's taxonomy places the organism in Eukaryota, Fungi, Ascomycota, Sordariomycetes, Hypocreales, Nectriaceae.